AUGAACGCUGUGAUACGCUCCCAUAGCAAUUACAGUCAACCGCCAACUGCCAGUCAGUUCUUCCUCUUCUUGUGUCUCCUCCUCCCCUCCCCUCCCCUCCCCUUGUGUCUCCUCCUCCCCUCCCCUCCCCUCCCCUUGUGUCUCCCCCUCCCUUCCCCUCGUGUCUCCUCCCCUCCCCUUGUGUCUCCUACUCCCUUCCCCUCCCCUCCCCUUGUGUCUCCCCCUCCCUUCCCCUCGUGUCUCCUCCCCUCCCCUUGUGUCUCCUACUCCCUUCCCCUCCCCUUGUGUCUCCCCCUCCCUUCCCCUUGUGUCUCCUCCUCCCCUCCCCUUGUGUCUCCUCCUCUCCCCUUGUGUCUCCUCCUCCCCUCCCCUUGUGUCUUCCCCUCCCUUCCCCUUGUGUCUCCUCCUCCCUUCCCCUUGUGUCUCCUCCUCCCUUCCCCUUGUGUCUCCUCCUCCCUUCCCCUUGUGUCUCCUCCUCCCUUCCCCUUGUGUCUCCUCCUCCCCUCCCUUCCCUUGUGUCUCCUCCUCCCUUCCCCUUGUGUCUCCUCCUCCCCUCCCUUCCCUUGUGUCUCCUCCUCCCCUCCCCUCCCCAGUCUGUAG
Molecule: messenger RNA, 600 nt
Organism: Knipowitschia caucasica
Lineage: Eukaryota; Metazoa; Chordata; Actinopteri; Gobiiformes; Gobiidae
Source: the annotation of a GenBank genome assembly